Cooperia oncophora is the source of this 816-nucleotide messenger RNA. Lineage: Eukaryota; Metazoa; Nematoda; Chromadorea; Rhabditida; Trichostrongylidae. The record is from the annotation of a GenBank genome assembly.
AUGUUCGUCGUGGGCCUCGCUUCUGCGACGGCUUUGAUCGCUACGGUUGCAUGUCUGAUAUCGAUUGCUUAUAUAGUAGACGAUAUUGACGACCUUCGCAAUGAAGUCCUGAACACGAUGGAUGAAUUCAAAGUAGUAGCCGACAGCACCUGGAACAAUAUCAUCGCUUUGCACCCACAUUCGCCGAAGGAGAACAGAGCGCCAGUAUCGUUCGCUACCCUGAUCGGUCGUCACAAAAGAGGCUCAAAUUCCCUGGAUGAGUGCAACUGCGCACCAAAAUCGGAAGGAUGCCCGCCUGGACCUCCAGGACCUCCUGGGCCACCUGGAAAGCCGGGAUUUGACGGCGAGAAUGGCAGCGAUGGACGUCCCGGUGUCAAGGGAGUCGCGAUAGCCGUCACUCACGACAUCCCUGGUGGGUGUACGGUAUGUCCACGUGGACCACCAGGACCACCAGGUGGUCGAGGACCGGCAGGGCCACCUGGUCGCGAUGGCGAACCUGGAUGCCAGGGACCACAAGGAGAAAUCGGUAAACCGGGACCGCCCGGUCCACCCGGUGAAAAAGGUUUUAGUGGCGUGCCAGGCUUUCCCGGAAAGGAUGGUUUCCCUGGCUCCCCAGUCGGAUUUCCUGGGAAAGACGGUGAAAUUGGAGAACCAGGACCAAAGGGAGAAGUUGGACCGCCAGGACCGAGAGGUCAUCGAGGAAAAGCCGGACCAAAGGGCCCACAAGGGCCUCCUGGAAUGCGUGCUCUUCCUGGUAUGCCUGGACACGACAAAGAGUACUGCCCAUGUCCGCCUCGUCGCUACCGCAAAGCAUGA